This is a messenger RNA of Thamnophis sirtalis, 4654 nucleotides long. RefSeq names its product carnosine N-methyltransferase 1 (gene CARNMT1). Gene Ontology annotation, molecular function: carnosine N-methyltransferase activity. The record is from RefSeq and is a predicted model, not a curated record. Gene Ontology annotation, biological process: carnosine metabolic process. Gene Ontology annotation, cellular component: nucleus; cytosol. Lineage: Eukaryota; Metazoa; Chordata; Lepidosauria; Squamata; Natricidae.
UUUUUGAAAUUUAAUAAAGCUUUCUAUAUAUAUAUAUAUAAGAGACCAUGAGAAUCCUGCUUGAAAAAUGAGUUACUGUUUUAGGCAAGUUCUAAAGUGCCUAUCUUUUUAAUGACAGUAGUUGACCAUUAAAAGAUUUAUAUAUAAAAAGUACUUAAAAUCAUUUGAAACAGCAGCAUAUAUAAAAAGGGGGGCUGAAGAGAAAUUAUUACAUACCGUAGCUCUAACAUUACUCCAUCAAUAUUGUCUCUGUCAUAUUAUAUUUUCCAUUAUGUGCACUAUUAAGAAAUCUAAUUUUGUCACUAGGUUACAGAAUACAUUGCGAUCUCAAGGAAGAAAUACUUUGGCUAAGAUUUUUCUAAUAUGUCCUUGGUAUUAUUGCUUACAUUUUUUGUUUUGUUUUUUUAAGAGAAAAAAAUGGAAACUUGUCUUUUCAAUUCACAUUUUGGGAAGAAGAAAAAGCAUUUAUUAAUAUAUCUUUGUUUCCUUGAGUAGUAAUUUCAGUCCUUAAUUUAAGAAUAUUUUUCCUGUGACUUGAUCACACAAAUUCAGAUUUUUGAGCAAACCCCUAUCAUGAAAUUCAAUCAGAAUAGAGCUGGAAGGGACCUUGAAGGUCUUCAGCCCACUGCUCAGGCAGGAGACCCUAUACCAUUUCAAAAGGAGUUCUUUUCCCGAUAGGUAUACCAUGCAAAUUUACACCAGUCUAUUGUUUUCUUCCAGGGGGAUAGUAACCCUUUGUUAUCAAAGCGCCCCUGACGGGAAUUCGAGAUAUAUCGUAGGCUAAGAAUCGCAACUUUAGAGGAACCUCUGCAGAUAUUCAAAACAGGAUGGGCUCAUGGCGAAUAGCUUAAUUACACCCAUGCUUAACGUGAGAGUCUUAUCGUUUAUGUAGGAUUUGGAAAAGCAGAACUCCGUCCUCUCGUAUCUGACAGGAACAAUGGAUAAGAAAUGCUGAGCCAGGUCGGAAACAAAUCGCAUGGGCCAUCAACGGGAAAUGUUCCACAGCUCUAGCCAGCAGAGCUUCAGCCUUCAUUCAGGUCGUUUUUCUGAGCGAAACGGAAGAUUUCCUCCGUUCCUCAUCACCUCAAAUUAGUGGCGGGCUCUGAAACGCGCAUGCGCGUCGGGUCGGCCGCUUUUUUUUUUCUCUUUUCUUUUCUCUUUUCCCCUAGUGUCACGCGCUUGCGCAUCGGGUAGCCGUGGCCGGGCGAGAGCGGCAGUCGUAUACGGGAAAAGGCGGUUGGCUGAGCCGCCGCCUUAACAGCUGUUUCUCUAUGAAUCCGGAAGCGCGUCAGCAUGCGCGGAAAAGGGCGCGUGGAGCCCGAGCGGCCGUUCGCUUUCGGCGUCGGAGAAAGGCCGCCGAAAUGUCGGUGUCCACCGCGUGUGCUCUGUCGCGGCCAGGGAGGCAGGAGCCGCCGCCACCGCGGGUCAAGGCGAUGCGCGGGGACAGCCGGGAGAGCGAGGAAGACGAAGAACAGGCGGAGCCGCCCAGACGGGAUGGAGAAGCAGCGGCAGAGAACACCCUGUGCGAGCGGGACUCUCUGCCGCAGUUGGCGACCACGAAGUUGGACGGGAAAGAGGAGGAGAAGCAGGAACGGGAGCACUUCCGGAGAAUUAUCAAUGCCUUCCGUUACUAUGGAAUUAAUAUGCAUGAAAGAGUGACUCGUGCGGAGAGACAAUUUAGAACACUUCCAGCCAUUCAACAGAAAUUGUUACCUCAGUUUCUCCCUCAUCUUGACAAGAUUCGAAAAUGUGUUGACCACAAUCAAGGGAUCUUGCAGUCUGUUGUGAAUGACUGUACCCGAAUGUUUGAAAAUAGAGAAUAUGAUGGUGAUGGAAAUGGAAAGAUUACACCAGCUUCAACUUUUGACAUGGAUAAAUUAAAAUCCACUCUGAAACAAUUUGUAAGAGAUUGGAGUGAAACUGGGAAACCUGAGAGAGAUUCUUGCUAUCAGCCUAUCAUUAAUGAAAUUGUAAAGAACUUUCCAAAAGACAGAUGGGAUCUCUCCAGAAUAAAUGUCCUGGUCCCGGGUGCUGGGCUAGGUAGAUUGGCCUGGGAAAUAGCUAUGCUUGGUUACACUUGCCAAGGAAAUGAAUGGAGCCUCUUUAUGCUCUUUUCUUCUAAUUUUGUACUGAACAGAUGCUGUGAAACUAAUUCAUGUAAAUUAUAUCCCUGGAUUCACCAGUUUAGCAAUAACAAGAGAUCUGCUGAUCAAAUACAGCCAAUUUAUUUCCCAGAUGUUGACCCUCACAGUCUUCCUCCUGGUGCCAACUUUUCUAUGACAGCAGGCGAUUUUCGAGAAAUCUACUCUGAGAGUAAUAUAUGGGACUGCAUAGCAACCUGUUUCUUCAUUGACACGGCACACAAUGUCAUUGAUUACAUUGAUACAAUAUGGAAAAUACUUAAACCAGGAGGAAUAUGGAUCAAUUUAGGUCCUCUUCUUUAUCAUUUUGAAAAUUUAGCAAAUGAAUUAUCUAUUGAAUUGAGCUAUGAGGAUAUAAAAAAUGUAAUAUUACAAUAUGGAUUCCAUAUUGAGAUGGAGAAUGAAUCUGUUUUGACAACAUACACUGUGAAUGAAUUAUCUAUGAUGAAAUACUAUUAUGAAUGUGUGAUGUUUGUGGUUAGGAAACCAGAAAGCAGUAUCUGAAACAGACUGUCCAAAAAGAAAAUUGCUGGCAUUUUUGUUAACAAUGUUAGCAGAACAUGAAGUGGCCUGUAAGGGAUGACUGGACCCAGCCUCUUAUUAGUGGUGCCUUUUUAUUCCUAACAGAAUGUAACUAUCAUUAUUUUUUACACUACUUAACAAUAUCCAAACAUGCAUUUCUGCAUUAUUUAUAUUUGGGUUAUUAAUGUGGAAUUCAAAUAUUUAUGUAUCUGCUCUUUCCGUUUUUAUUUAAUGUAAUUUUGGAAAGAUUGAUAUUUUAAUACAUUAUUGACAUUCAUGGUUCUCUGUAAUAUACAGAAAUGUCUACUACAUUUGUAUGAAAGAAACACUCCUGGAUACAAAACUGAAUCCCCUACCCACAGACAUAUUGCUUAGAAAACAAAUAGAAAUCUCAAAGUAUUUUGAUCAGUAUUUUAGAGAUUUUUCUAAAAGGGUCUCCCCCUCCCCGCAAUGAAUUGCAAAUACUUAAAAAAGCAUCAUGUGAAUGUGGCUGUUUACAUCUCAAAACUUUAGAAAAAGUCAGAAAACCUUUGUAAAAAAAAUCCUCACGUUUGUCCUCAUAAGAAUUUUAUACACAAAAUUUAUUGAUACAUAGAGCUGCAAUCAAUAUUGGUUUUGCUCAUACCAUGUUGAACAUAUGGAUAAAUAGUUUGAAACACUGAUAUAUGGAAGCUAUUACUAUAAAUGUACUACUUGUCUAAAUGAGACUGUAGGUAAGUUUUAUAAUAUUUUGUCACAAAUUCCAAAAUGAAGAUCUGGAAGCAUUCCUAAAAGAUGUCUGGCAUUGAUUCAUAUUGUCAUUGAAAGCAUUAUUUUUUCAUAAGUUGAUACGUGGUAAAACCAAAUUAUUUUAAGACAGUGCUAUUGGUAAUUGUGCUGAACUACCCCACAUUAUGAUAUACUGACACAUGUACACGAACAAACUGGAUAAUUAUGUUUUGAAAAAUGUACUAUCAAUCCUAGAUCUCAUGAUGUAAUUUAUUGGAAUCUGUCAUAAUUCUGAACUAAUUACCAUAUGAUGCCUUUACAAUGCAUAACUUGAGCACCAGCUCUGUUCAGAUUUAUGCAUCACUCACUGCCAUGAAUUCUAGUUAUUUAAGUGCAGUUUAUGCAAGAUCUCUUUAAAAUUAAUCCUAUAUAAAUUUAUGGAAAUUAAUAUACCAUCUCAAAACAAAGAAGUUAGGCAUUAUUUACACUUAAUAUAUUGAUUUAGCUUGCAGAUAUACUAGUCCAAAAUGCUUCCAGUGAAUUGAGCUAAGAAGAUAUAAUCUAGGACACGUGACUGGCUUUUGAAAUACAAAGUGCAAGAGAAUCAAGAUUUAUGUUUUCUCUUAUGCCACUAAGGCCUAGCUAACUAUAUGUGUCCUUUUUCAAGUCAAAAGGUUAAAGAAUAAUUUUGCUUCCUGCUGUACUUGAACUAGAAAUAGAAUAUAUUGCUCUAUGAGCAAUGUUGUUAAUUAAACUCAAAAUUCAAAUUGACUUGUUAAGUUCCUUGGCUCAAUAUAAACUGCAGAAUAUGAAACCUUUGUGCUUUUUAAAUAGAUAUUUUAAGGAAAACUGAAUUCCCAUAUUAGAGCAACUUGUAGCCAUUCUGUUACCCCCAAUAACUCAUGUAGAUAUAUGUUCAAAGUUGCCUUUCAGUGCAAACUUACCUGAGAGUAAGUUCAUUGAAGUAGGUGGGGUUAAUUUCUCAGUGGAUAUUGGAUUGUUCUAUUGAUAUUUUUCUCCUAUCUUUGCUAAAUGCAGAACACAAUUACUGUGUCUACUUCUAUCCUAGAAAAUGUUCUUUUAUAACUUAAAUUGUCUGAAACUACUUUGGAACUAAUGUAAUUUAUGCAUCAAUGCUCAAAUAAUUUUUAUUGUACAUCAAGUGUCUUAAGUUCAUUAAAUUUAUUUGCUUUUUACAUUUUUGUUAAAAUUGUAAGUAUUAACCCUUUUAAGUCAUUAAAUUAACAUUUUCUUUCCAUUUUUUUUUCAUUCCCAAUUUGAAA